CCCAGUGCCCACGGUUUCCUCUUCCGGUCCGGCGGCCGAGGAAACUGUAACAGCUAUGCUGGGGACGCGGCGUGGAGUUUGAUUCACCUUCACCUGCGCGGAGCACCCGCUGACCCCGGGCUUCCGCCCGGAGAGCUGUCCGACAUGAACGGACGGGUGGAUUAUUUUGUCACGGAGGAAGAGAUCAACCUGACGAGAGGACCCUCGGGGCUGGGCUUCAACAUCGUCGGUGGGACAGAUCAACAGUAUGUCUCCAACGACAGUGGCAUCUACGUCAGCCGCAUCAAAGAGGAUGGGGCUGCGGCCCGGGAUGGGCGGCUCCAGGAGGGUGAUAAGAUCCUCUCGGUAAAUGGCCGAGACUUAAAGAACCUGCUACACCAGGAUGCUGUAGACCUCUUUCGUAAUGCGGGAUAUGCUGUGUCCCUGAGAGUACAGCAUAGGUUACCAGUGCAGAAUGGACCUAUAGUACAUCGAGGUGAAGGAGAACCAAGUGGGAUUCCUGUAGCCAUGGUGCUGCUACCAGUGUUUGCCCUCACCAUGGUUGCAGUUUGGGCCUUUGUGAGAUACCGAAAACAGCUUUGAAAUGCUUGCGGUCUUCCAGUGUGUCCAAUGAACUAUU
Messenger RNA from Peromyscus maniculatus bairdii (prairie deer mouse), 619 nucleotides. It is a transcript of the gene Synj2bp, whose product is annotated as synaptojanin 2 binding protein. Gene Ontology annotation, molecular function: protein kinase binding. The record is from RefSeq and is a predicted model, not a curated record. NCBI's taxonomy places the organism in Eukaryota, Metazoa, Chordata, Mammalia, Rodentia, Cricetidae. Gene Ontology annotation, cellular component: cell junction; basolateral plasma membrane. Gene Ontology annotation, biological process: establishment or maintenance of epithelial cell apical/basal polarity; receptor clustering; embryo development.